AUGAGCGAAGGCUGUCGAAACCACUGACGUAGUGCGGUAGAGAUUUCCACUGUUGUGAUGCAUCUUAAAACAUAGACGAUCUUUUCUGUGACGCCUAUGUCCCGCGAAAUUUGGCUUGGUAAACUAAACUCAGUUUGGACUCGGUAGAAAUGAGUAAAAAAGACAACGGUGUCGCACUCAUCCUUGCCUAUCUGAAUGAGAAAAACCGUCCCUACAGUGCUCAGGAUGUUUUCUGUAAUUUACAAAAGCAGCAUGGAUUGGGCAAAACAGCAGUGGUCAAAGCCAUGGAGCAGCUGGCUCUGGAGGGGAAGAUAAAGGAGAAAACAUACGGCAAGCAAAAGAUAUAUUUUGCUGAUCAGGCACAGUUCAAAGAUGUGAGUGAAGCAGACUUGAAGGCAAUGGACUCUCAGAUCUCAGAGCUCAGUGCAGAGGUGCAAUCCCUCACCCAGAGCUGCAGACAGCUAGAUACAGAGUUAAAGGAGCUCAGUAGUUCCUUGACAACAGAGGAAAUGAUGUCGGAGAUCCAAGAGCUGAAAGCAGAGUGUUCUGGGUACAGAGCGCGUCUGGAGAAGAUAAAGUCGGCCACAAAUCACGUCACACCAGAAGAGAAAGAGAAGGUUUAUAAAGAACGGAAUGUUUAUGUGAAGGAGUGGAAAAAGAGGAAGAGACUGGCUUCAGACAUGAUACAUACAAUCCUGGAGGGAUAUCCUAAGAGCAAAAGGGAGUUUCUGGAUGAAGCUGGCGUGGAGACUGAUGAAGACUGCAAGGUGGUUGUUCCAAGUACUUGAAAGGGCAAAAACAUCUCAUUUGGCUACUUCGUCAGUGUAAGCCUGUGCGCUGCUUGUUUAAGGAGACGGCUUUCACCACAGCACAUAAUUAUAGCCUAAAUGUUCAAUCUUUAAUUCAAGUUGAAUGAAAAACCAACUUCUGUAGGUGAAAGUACAUUUAUAUAAGAACAGCUUUAUCACAUCAUUAGGCGGCACUGAGCCAUCCCGAGCCUACGUUGAAAAUGUCAACUAAUGAUUGAUUAUAGUUUUGAGAGCUGUACCUUCUUUGUUAUCAUCACAUGUUCAAGUCUAGCUUAUAUUUUAUUUGAAACCUACAUAAAGGUCUCAAUGUAUAGAAAUUUAGACCUGACUUUCAGGUCUCAUGGGAGGUUGUCCCAUUUUCCUUUUUUUUUUUUUAUUAAUCAACCCUUGUAUUGUCUUGUCAGUGUUAUUAAAUUUUCAUUUGACCAUAACCUCUUCAACAAAGUGACCAAACAUUUCUUUCAACUAUCAUAAAACACUGGAGCAAAGGUUUUAUAGGUGCACUACAGUGAUGGGGGACCAGUGCCUACCUACAUGAUCUGGUUUUUUCUGCUGUGGUGUGGCUCACUUUAUUUCCACAUUGUAUUUCAGGUGAGUUUAACAGAACAAAAAUAUUUCUUUACAUAGAUUGACAUCACUCGCAUUAGAUUUUACAGGUAUAACAUUGCCACUGAGUGUAGAUGGCUUGUAUACAAGGACGUAUAUGAAAAGAAAAAAAAAAAUUGCAUUUCACUGAUUGAAGCAACGACAGUAAACUCUGUGGAAACGAAACUCAAAGCCAUUAAAAAAAAAAUCAUCUGUCAUCCAUUUUAAACCCACCUGUUUUCUUUGCAUGGCCCUGCCCAUGAGAUCGCCAGGAACCUACGACUGGUGCAGGGUACAGUACCGGGUUUCAAACAUGAUCAAAAACAAUCAGAAUAUUUUCAUCACAGUGCUGCUGACUAUUACACCAUUUCGAAUGUUAUUGGUCACAAAAGCCACUGAUAACUACAGGAACACAGCAUUUGUCAUGUUGGCAGUAAACCUGCUCACUUUUCAGCUGGUGAGAUCUUCAGUCACCUGAGGAGAAAACUGCAGACGGGGUCUUCAAAAUCAAUAUGCAUUUAACCCUCAUGCAGCCUGAGGUGACUAGAGGUAACAUUUGUGUUUUAUUUUUCAAGCCAUUUUGGCUGUGUUGAAUGAAUGUAGCUCAAAUUUGCUACAGGUUUUUUUUUUUUACUGAAAAAUUGAGGUCUCACUUCCUUAAAUUUGCCUAAAAUGGCUGAAAUAAAAAAAUACUCAUAUGUACCAAGGUUACUGUUAUUCACCAUUGAAAACCAUUAAAAAUGCUUUUUUUGAUGCCAAAUACAGCCCAUCAUGUCAUAUUUCAAUGCCAUGAAGCAAUACACCAUUUUAAACUAGAGGGUCUCAAAAUGCAAUUUUAGUAGUUGACCACCAGCCUCUGCUUGAGCUGGACUCUUACACAGAGUGAUUCAAAGUUAAUGUUUUUUUAGUGUUCAUUGUUC
Molecule: messenger RNA, 2314 nt
Organism: Monopterus albus (swamp eel)
Lineage: Eukaryota; Metazoa; Chordata; Actinopteri; Synbranchiformes; Synbranchidae
Gene: psmc3ip
Product: PSMC3 interacting protein
Exons: 8
Coding region: 150-788 (212 amino acids)
Biological process (GO): homologous chromosome pairing at meiosis; meiotic joint molecule formation; meiotic strand invasion involved in reciprocal meiotic recombination
Cellular component (GO): DNA recombinase auxiliary factor complex; condensed nuclear chromosome
Molecular function (GO): double-stranded DNA binding; recombinase activator activity
Source: RefSeq, a predicted model, not a curated record